Messenger RNA from Ceraceosorus bombacis, 757 nucleotides. NCBI's taxonomy places the organism in Eukaryota, Fungi, Basidiomycota, Exobasidiomycetes, Ceraceosorales, Ceraceosoraceae. The record is from the annotation of a GenBank genome assembly.
AUGGCUCACUUUCGACACGAGCCGGACCGCAAGCUGUAUUGGAAUCGAGAGCACUACUGGCUGCGCGCAGAUUAUCACGCUCAAGAAGCGGUGCGCAUCUACCUUCUCAAUUUGAGGGAUACGCCAGGCGUAGGGGCUGCGCCCGGUAUUUUUGCCGCUCAAAUCGCCGACCAACUUCAGCAAGAUGCUGCAAAAGAACUGUACCGAGCCUUUCAAAACUUGACGCUAGACGUCAAUUCAUUCUGGGCAGUUCUCGUCCGCUUCGGGGUCUGGGCGUUCCUAGCGCUGCUAGGCGGAUGCAUGGCUGCAUUCGUCGCGGGCGGCCCAAUUGUUGGGAGCUUUGGGGCUGGUACAAUCGUUUUCGUAUGCGGAUUAACUCUGGCCUGGAAAUUUGCUGGCUUUUUGUCGCGCGAGCCUGACUUGGUUUUGAGGAUGCAAGCUUUGAUCAGGGAGCAAUCUAGAGAGUAUGACGAGGUCAAAUUCGAGGACGAGGAAACAGCGGAUAAAGCCAGUGAAGACGAUCCUAAAUGGCAAAAUCUUGAUCGUCUCUUUGACAGGUCUUGCGUGAGUCUUUGCUGCCUUAUCGCCGGCAAUGUAUGUGUGAACACGGGCUGACGAGGGUGUAGCUCAGUGCGACUUGGCCGUGCUUUACUUCCAGGCUGCCGCUCGCAAGUUGGUGCGGCAGCAUCCCAACAUUGAUCGAGAUGCAUUGGUCACGACCUUUCGGGAGCAUGCGCGCGAAGUUUUCGUCACGUAG